AUGUGCACGCGCACGUUGCUCACACCUCAGUGGAUACGUAGGGCUCGUUUUGCUGCUGUUGGGAGGGUGUUGGCUGAGAGAGAGGGAGGUUUCUGUUCCGCCCCCUCCACCGCAUCAGCCUGGGCUGACCGGCUUCAUGUGAAGAAACGACUGAACUGCCCAGUCAGAGGAAGCAAAACCAGCGGUAGCACGACAGCGACGAGUGAACUAGACUCUCUGCUCUACCCAUCCAUCUUAGCCAUGGUUCUGUGUGAGGAUGGCGAGUGCAGCGUGUGCCUGUCGGCCUACUCCCGCAUGGACCGGAUCCCCCGGGUGCUCCACUGCCGGCACACGUUCUGCGAGCCGUGCCUGGAGACCAUCUCCCGGCUGCAUGGCGGGCUGCUGACCGUGGCCUGCCCCCUGUGCCGCAGGGUGACCUGCAUCAGCCGGGAGCGCAGCCUGCAGGAGGCCCUGUGGGUCAACACCCAGAUCUGGGACCGGAUCCCCGACCAGCUGGAUGCGGAGGGACAGCCGGAUGAGACCGAGGGGGAUGGAGUGAGGCAAAAGGCAGAGGAAGAGGGGAUGAAGGCUAAACAGAGACCCUCAUUACAGGCGGAAUGCGUUUCUUCGAGGUCUGCCAGACCCAAGAUCAGACUGCCAGCUUUCUUCAGGAAAUUCAGUUUGACAAAAGAACACCAAGAGAUCGUCCCUGGCAGCACUGUGGAAAUGAAAUCCUGGCGUAGACUCUCAACUGAUGAGAUAUUUUAAACAACAAGGAGGAGAAGUUUGUACAGAAAAGAGAUAUGAGGAGUUUAAGGUCUCAGGAUUUUCCUAUGACAAGUGCAUCAACAGGACCAGACUUAUCUUUGUCAGUGGAAAAGGAAAGUUGAGACCGUUGAAGAGCAUAAAUCCAUUUGUGUUCCUGUCAAGGCAUUGUUUUGUCUCCGGCCUGAAGGUGCCAUGUAUUUCCAUGAUUUAUUCUAGGCCUAAUACUCCCAGCUGGUGCUGUGGGAUUUAGUUCAGCUGUCCCAGUGGAGCUAACACCAGAAGACCCCAGAGCAGAUGGUCUCCUCCCCAUCAUCGCAACUGCCUAACAAUGAACAUAAGUGAUUGUUUUCUUAAUUUAUGACAACUAGUUCACAAAGCUUUUUAUAAAGUAAUUUUUUCAAUUAAUAUCUCUUGUUUUCAUUCUUCUUUCACUCACUUAUUCUCAUCUCAACAUGCAGCUUCAUUGGAUGUCAGUCAUCUAAAAGGAUAAUGAGCUUUACACUUUACAGUGUGCAUUAUUUAUAAGAAUAAAGUAAGUUUCAGUGACACAAAAAGAAGUCAGUAGGGAAUUGCUGAAUAUGAUAAUAUAGUAUUGCUUAUUUUGGCACGACAUACAGCAAAAAAAGCUGCCACAAAAGAUUCGCUCAGCUGUGAAAGUGGAUUAUA
Menidia menidia (Atlantic silverside) is the source of this 1413-nucleotide messenger RNA. The record is from the annotation of a GenBank genome assembly. Lineage: Eukaryota; Metazoa; Chordata; Actinopteri; Atheriniformes; Atherinopsidae.